This is a messenger RNA of Phycodurus eques (leafy seadragon), 2490 nucleotides long. It is a transcript of the gene drc3, whose product is annotated as dynein regulatory complex subunit 3. The record is from RefSeq and is a predicted model, not a curated record. The transcript is spliced from 13 exons. The coding region runs from base 265 to 1842 and encodes 525 amino acids. NCBI's taxonomy places the organism in Eukaryota, Metazoa, Chordata, Actinopteri, Syngnathiformes, Syngnathidae. Gene Ontology annotation, molecular function: protein binding.
AUGAAUUGCAGUGACGUAUUAAACCGUGUCCCCAGUGUCGUGACUUCCAUUCCAAAAAAAGAUACUAGUCAGAGAUCGCACUUGGGAGCUCCGAAAGUGCAAUAUAGGCUUCGUCGACGUGUACCUUUUUAUUGUCGAGCGUACCUGAACGCAGCACGCAGUUGCUAUGUGACAGCCUGUAAACAUUGACAAGCGGAAGUGCAAUGUGAUUUAUUGUGACGUACAUCUAGGCGGCUGUGCUACCACAGGCUGUAACGUCAAGUGAUGUCUACCACCCAGGAAACAUCCAACAUCAGCGGUUAUCAUGAUAAAACCCCCAUUUACAUAGACGAGGAGAUUCUGCAGGAGGCAGUACUAGAGCAAGGUCUUCAAGAUCAAGCUGAACGCAUUGCCAAGAAAGAGGGAAUCCGCUUCAACGAGGCCCUCAGACUGAGUCUGGAAUACAGAAACAUCCAGAAGAUUGACCACCUAUGGGAGUUCUCUUCGUUAACCAAGUUGAAUCUGAACAACAACUUCAUCAAGAAGAUCGAAGGAUUGGACCACCUCGUUAAUCUGACAUGGCUCAAUCUGUCAUUUAACAACAUCAAGAAAAUGGAGGGUCUGAAUGGUCUUCGUAAGCUGGAAGUGCUGAAUUUGUCCAACAACAGAAUUGCUCUCAUUGAAAACAUGGACAGCCUUAUGGAGCUAACCAUUCUAUGCAUUGCAAACAACAAACUCCAUCAACUCAACAAUGUGGUCUACCUCCGCAAGUUCAAGAAACUCUUCACCCUCAAUAUAGAUGGCAAUCCUAUCCCUGAGGAGAACAACGAGGAAAAGUACACCCUUUUCCUCGCUGCCUAUUUCCAACAAUUGAAGUUCCUGAACAACUUAUUUCUUAACGAGGAUAUAAGAAAUAGGGCCUCGGCCAAGUACAACCUCGACAUCGAGGAGAUGAACCAAGGAGAGUUGCAGGCGCAACAAGCGGCUGAGGAAAAGCGAAGGCAGGAAGCGAUACUGCAAAUGCACGAGGAUGCGUUUGUGGAGCAGUUGAAUGGAGAUUAUUUGUACAACAACAUAAUCCAAAAUGACACCGAGUUAAGCAAACUCCACUGCCUGCCGGGGGUGGACGAGUUACUCGAGGCAUUCGAGCGCCAGCUAGCCGACCUGUGCAACCAGCUGUUUGAAGUCGGCUUGACCGAGUACAAGCGGAGAGACGCCGAGGUGAACUUAUUCUUCAGUCGGCUCAACGCGGACGUGACGGACAGCCAGCGAAGAGCAUCCGAAGUACUGGCUGAUUUUCAGAUGCGACAUAAGCGGAGAACGGUGGAUUUGCAGGAGGCACCAGAGAAUGAAAAGAAGAGCAAGACGGACGUCUGCCUCCAAGAAAUCAAGGUUUUGUGUUACAACCUGAUGGCAGUGGAAUUUCAACUAUACAGCUACCUGGAGGAAACAAUCCGAAAGUUUGACAACAACAUCUCCGAGAUGACCGCCAGCUUCAGCGAAAGCGCUCAAGGCAUAUUCGUCCACUGUCGAGAGCUGGAGGACAGCCACCAUCAGAAGAUAACGCAAAUCGCUGUCACCACGCUGGAGGUGGUGGCCAAGGGCGAGGCUGAAGAUGAUUUGCCAGAUGAUGUUAGAAUGUUGUUCUUGGACAAAAACACAGUGAUGGACACCCUGGCCGCCAGCCACGAUAACCAUCUGCAGACCAUCAACGACAGGGAAACUCAGUUGGUUACGCGCGCCGAAGCCUGGAAAGUGGCCCUCAUUAAAGGGAUCGAAGACACCGAACUGAAGAGGAACCGAAUGCGCAUCGCAGAUCUCCACAGAUACGCCGACUAUUUGAGGGCGCAGCUGAAAGAGUGAUGUAGUGCAAACCCAACGGCCAGAAAGGAAAUGAUUGCAGCCAUUUUGAAUGGAGACGGGAGAACAAUUACAACCGAUGUUAUUUUGUCCAAAGAUCUGGUUUCAAAUACAUAUACAAAUACAUAGAUGUACAUUUGACUGGUUGAUGUAUGCUUGUAGUUUUUCCUCUUGCAACGUUGUCAAAUCAUAGUACUGGUGCUCUCUCUUGUAAAGAAACCUCGUCGACAGCAGUUUCCCAACCCGUAUUUAGCCAAGGCGCUCACUUUACGGUGGAGAAAUCUCACAGCACACUUGACCAAAAACAAAAUGUCACAAAAAGUAUGAAUACUGAACUCACGAUGAGCUCAUCUGAAUUGACUCACAAACUGCUUAGUUGAACACAAAGUUGUUAUUCUGUUGUCUGAAUGGCAACAGGUUUAUAAACGGAUGAAUUGUACAUUCUGCCAUCUAGUGGAAGAGCAUUCAGCAUCACAUCUAUUGAUUCUGCUAAUAACUAACUAUACGUCACGGGCAGAGGUAGACCAACAAUUUCAUCCUCUGAUUUAAUUACUAAUUACGAAUCAUAAAUGACUACAAGUUCUACAGCCAUACCGUUACUGCAGGAUUAUUACUGGUGCUUUUCCGCACACAUUUCUUCAAUAGAAGACU